AUGAUACCAAGCCACGUGGCAUUUGUAGCAAACAUUGCGAAUUUGCUUGGUCAUAGAGGUCACAAAGUGAUAGUUAUAGAUAAUGUACUCAGAAAUGAGAUUUCAAAUAAAUUUGACUUGAAUGCAGUUGAGAAGGUUAUCGAAGUUAAAACGGCAGAAAAUGUCGUCAAAUUGCUCACGAAUCAGAAUAUUCCACUGAAAUUUUGGAAUAUGAGAAACGAGCCAAAUGAGCAGAAAGAGGUGAUGAAGAAUCUUGGAGAGCUUUUUCUGGAGCAGUGUAAAUAUUUGAUGGGGGGAAAGGAGAUAUUCGAAGAGUUGAAAAAUUAUGAAUUCGAUUUUGGAAUUCAUGAAGUGUUCGAUGUGUGUGGAAUUGGAAUAUUCGAGAAAUUAGGAAUAAGAAAAUCAGUGAUUCUGUCUUCAACUGGAAUGAGAGACAUUGUUAAUGAAGCACUUGGAAUUUCAGGUCCACUUCAAGAUUCUUCCAUUCUAUCGGAUUACGGUAGCCAUGUUCCAUUUUUUGGUUUACGGAGAAAUCUUCAAUUUCACUCUGCAUGGAGGAACUUUUUCGAAAUUCAGAGUAAGCAAUUGGAGUCUUCUUUCCACCUCAAUACGAGUUAUGAGAAUCUUCUACGGUACAGUAACCUGAUGUUUUUGAACACCCACGAACUUACGGACUGCCAGAGACAGUGGAAUCGAAAAAUACAUGAAAUUGGAGGAAUCUCAUUCAAAACUCCCAGUUCUCUUGAUAAGAAUUAUAUUAGCCUGUUUGCCAAGUACACCAACGUAAUCCUUGUUUCGUUUGGGACUACGACACCUUCUUUUUUGAUGCCUGAAAAGUACAAGACUACAUUUAUGAAAGUGUUCAAGAAGUUUCCAAACACUUUAUUCAUUUGGAAAUAUGAGAAAGAGGAUGCAUUUACAAACAAGAACUCAAAUGAAAAUGUGAUCUUUGAGAAAUAUGUCCCGCAAGUUGAUAUGUUAGAAUCUGGAAAAAUCUCACUUUUCAUUACACACGGAGGUCAGAAUAGUCUUCUUGAAGCCUUUCAUUCGAACACCCGCACUCUCAUAAUCCCAUUAUUUGGUGACCAACAUAGAAACGCUCGAAUCUCUUUGGAGAAUGGGUUGAGUCAUGUACUGAAAAAAGAAGAUCUGUCGAACCAGGAAGUAGUCGAGGAAGCAAUAAAACAAGGGUUGGAUGGGGACAAAAAGUUGUCGGACGGUUUACAACGAGUUUCUAUCAACUUGAAAAAUGCAAAACAAAGUGUCGAGAUGUUGUCGGUUUUCAUGUGUCUCAGUAUAUUAUGCCUUCACGGUUCGGCCCUUGAUAUUCUGGUUUAUGCUCCGAGAAUGAUGCAGAGUCAUGUGUAUUUCACGGCAAGGAUUGCUAAUGUACUCGCUGCGAAAGGGCAUAAAGUGACUGUAAUUGAUAACAUCUUCCGAUACGAUGUGGACAACGAGCUCUCUUCGGACAUUGAUCACAUUUUGAGUGUUGAACCUAGUCCUGAAGUCACUAAACUUCUGAAUACUGGAAGUUUACCCACAAUCCUAUGGAACUCGAAAGCAUUGCCUGAAGAACAGAGAGCUAUAAUGGAAGGACUUGGCCAUAUUCAUCGUCUUCAAUGUACCCACCUCAUUGAGAAUAGUACACUGAUUCCCAAACUGCAAGAAAUGAAAUUUGACUUUGCCAUCCACGAAGUCUUCGAUUCUUGCGGAAUCGGUAUUCUGGAGGUCAUUGGAAUUGAGAAGACAGUGAUUGUAUCAUCAACAGGACCAAUGGACGUUGUUCCAAUAACACUUGGAAUAUCAGACACCUUGAAUACUCCUUCUCUCUUAUCCGAUUACGGUAGCUUCCUCUCGUUCCCCGAAAAACGUCGGAAUCUGAAGUUUUUGUCUGGAAUGCUGAAUUUUCAUGAAAUGCAAGAAGCAGUGAUUGGUCCUCUAUUCAGAAAAUAUCAUGGAUUGAAAAAGUCAUUUGGAGAAAUAAUGAGACAAACUAAUCUCCUUUUUUACAAUAUUCAUGAAGGAUCGGAUGGAAUGAGAAUGAGAGGAAGAAGAAGUUUUGAUAUUGGUGGAAUUGCAUUCAAAGACCAGAAAAACUUGACAGCAGAGUAUCAAAGUCUUCUGUCCGAUCCUCGGCCAAAAGUACUCGUAUCAUUUGGAACGGCUGCUACGUCCUCUCACAUGCCUCAAAAUCUGAAAGUAUCUCUUCUAAAAGCAAUGAAACAAAUGAAAGAUGUCUUGUUUAUUUGGAAAUAUGAAAUGGAAGAUGAAUUCACGAAAUCAGAAGAGAUGACGUCGAAUGUGAUUUUCAAAAAGUUCAUGCCCCAGACUGAUUUAUUAGCAAGUAAGAAAAUUGAUCUUUUCAUAACUCAUUGUGGACAGAAUAGUUUACUUGAAGCUUUUCAUGCUGGGGUUCGAGUACUAGCAGUUCCGUUAUUCGGAGAUCAACAUCGAAAUGCACAACUUGCUAAAGAGAAUGGGUUGAUUGAAGUUCUACCAAAAGUAGAUAUCGAAACAUCCUCAAAAAUAGUGAAGGCUAAUCCAGAACAAUCUUAUCCACGUAUCAUCACUACUCCGAAAUUCAAAAAAGAACGCCGAAAACUUGCUUGUUUCGACAAUUGA
Molecule: messenger RNA, 2622 nt
Organism: Caenorhabditis remanei
Lineage: Eukaryota; Metazoa; Nematoda; Chromadorea; Rhabditida; Rhabditidae
Exons: 15
Coding region: 1-2622 (873 amino acids)
Molecular function (GO): UDP-glycosyltransferase activity
Source: RefSeq, a predicted model, not a curated record